CGCUACCAAUACGUAUCGGUAUCUAAAUACCGUACUCCGAACUACUGUACUUUGUUUAUCUUCUUCUGAUGUGUGGUACCAAAUGCGAGUACAAACGGGAUGUAAAAAUAAAAAAAUUCUGAACCUACGUACCAAAUUCUACCAUAGAGUACGAGUAGUUUCAAUUUCUGAAGACAGUAAAACAGUGGAUCCCUCCGUCCAUUCUUCAUCCGCACAACGCCAUGAUGMUGCAUCUCCCUCGACAGUCGAUAUUGAUACUGUUCUUUGUCACGCUUCGACAAGCCAGUUCAAAACUAGAGUGCGAACUUUACAUUGCAGAAAGCACUAUACCGAAUGCGGGGAUAGGUAUAUUUUCUGGGGUUGCUAAAUCGAAAGAUGAGUUGGUAGGRAAUGGUGAUAAAGCGAUUCCAUUGAUCGACGUUCAUUGGCACAAUGCUGUUUAUGAUCACGACRUACACUUCAUCGAUCCGAUGGCSGAUUACGUCUGGGAUGGAAGUGMUAUGGGGAUGGGRCUCGAAACCUCUGACCAUAGCGGUGUCUCUGCCUUCUGGCCGGGCAUCGAUGCCAUGAUCAAUUGUCAUGCUGGGCUACUAAACGUGGAGAAAGCCACGCCGAAUUACGACGAAGGCGACAUUCACAGGUCGAAGCAUCCAGGAGCUGGUUCUAUGUCACCAUACAAUGCAGAUGARAGCAUCGUGAUACGGGAUAUUCCUGCCGGUGGAGAGCUCUUUAAGGACUAUGGGAACGAUUGGUUCACGGGUCGGCCGCAUUUGGGUCAGAUCCCUCUUUCGUCCGACUAUUACGASUUGCUUGAUUUGAUGCUGGAGAUGGGGAUUAUGCUCGAAAAUGAUGCGGAGAAAAAAAUCUUAGCGUCGGAAAUGUAUGAGGAAUUGAUCAAAGAGUUCAAGAUAAUAUGGGAUUCAAGGACGCUGAAUGCUAUGUAUGACUUUCCUUGGCGUGAUAUGACGGAAGCCAUUGAACUCGAUGACAUGGGGUUUCUCUUACAGCCGAACGCAACUCGUUCCAUCAACUGGCUAAACGAAAAUGGAAGGUGCAUUGACCACAUCGUACACAAAAAACACUCGACUAUCGACGGAGCAGGGUAAGUCAGACACAACAUGACUUUAGCAAAGGCUAAGGCGUCAUCUAGCAUUUCUUCGUCGAACCACCGGACCGAAUUCUUAUAUAAUCCAUUAUUUUUUAGUUCGGGAGCAUUUGCGAAGCGUGAUCUGCCCAAAAAUACCAUUAUUACGGGGACGCCUUUGCUUGUUUUCCCCGACAUGACAUGGUUUGAUAUGUACGAGUCUCGGGUCUGUCCAGACGGAAUAACCGAGGUCCCAAAGCAAACAAGUGGUCCGAUUCAGCAGCAGCUCGUACUAAAUUAUUGCUUCAGUCACUCCGAAUCAACAGUUGUUUUAUGCCCGGUAAGUUACAUGAUCAACUCUGUUGUGGAUAAYAUGAAAAUAAAGAGUCCAAUGCUMAGUGAUUUGCAACUGUUAUGUGWCCGAUUUGUCKUAGUACGGGUCGGGAGUGAAUUAUAUAAAUCACAACCAGACRAAAGCAAACGUUAAAAUUCAAUGGGCAAAAAACGGUUCCAUGUUCCAUAGCGAUGAAUCUUUCACGACAAGGCCAGAGGACUUGGCGGUUAGCGAUGCCAAGGUGUUUUUCGAUUAUGUGGCCAUUCGCGACAUUUCCGAGGGGGAGGAACURUUCUUGGACUACGGCAAUGMUUGGGAACACAAAUGGAACGAAUUUGUCAGAAACUGGGAGUCGGACCGCGAUACCUCUUCAGAGACGUACGUAUCCGCUUCGGAAUACAAUGCGCGAUAUGGGAAGGACCGUCUACGGACAGUAGAUGAACAGCUCCUGAGGCCGUACCCGGAYAAUUUGUCCACGAGAUGCCAUUCGAUUGUAGAGGAAAGCCAUMGAGUCUUUUCGGGAAAUAUAUCGUUGCUUUCCGAUUGGUUUAAUUGGGAAGGAGACAAUUCGGGUUACGCAUGUGACAUYUUGAAACGCCAUCCAAAAGAUGGUUCCUAUUGGGUAAAUAUUAAGACAGAGAAUACUGUUUCGAAACAGGUUUCCAAUGUUCCUCGAGAAGCCAUCAAGUUUGCGGACAUUCCGUAUUGUAAGUCGUACAUUAUCCUCGCAGGAUAGGAAUUGUUGCCGAUUWGUCUACUCACGAUCACUUUUUGAACAAACGAAAUUGUAUACUGAUCUUUUCAUCGUAAUGCCCUGUCUCUUGGCAAACCGUCUGGUACGAUCUUGGGAUCCAUAGCAACUGAUAUACACAUGCAUGGUGCCUUUCGACAGCCCGCUGGAAUUCCCGACGACAUGCUUCCCGAUGCUUGGAGGCGAAGUAUCGACGAUGAAUAUGAAAAAAGCCGUUGCCCAUCCGAAGACCCAACCUGCCAAACGAUAGAGACGCACGAAACCUUGUCUGCUUUAUGCGACACAUUUUUUACUGAGGAMGAGAUGGAAAGUCAGACUUACAGGAACACAAAGACUCAGACCGUCCGGAAACCUAGGGGCGUGUAAUGUAUUUGAGGGUGAAGCAAUUCAGUCAGCGCUUGGCUUCAGUUUUGUCUGAGCCAUUGCGUGUCUUUAUUUACCGCUUGAACUCCCAGCUCUGUGUGAUAUUUACUAGAUUCAAGAAUAGAGAGCAGUAGCGCAUCAAGAAAUAUUCCCAAAUUAUCAAGAAUAAAUUAUUCUUCUAAUU
Pseudo-nitzschia multistriata is the source of this 2716-nucleotide messenger RNA. Lineage: Eukaryota; Bacillariophyta; Bacillariophyceae; Bacillariales; Bacillariaceae. The record is from the annotation of a GenBank genome assembly.